Amborella trichopoda is the source of this 2632-nucleotide messenger RNA. Its product is annotated as basic helix-loop-helix (bHLH) DNA-binding superfamily protein. Gene Ontology annotation, molecular function: protein dimerization activity; DNA-binding transcription factor activity. The record is from RefSeq and is a predicted model, not a curated record. Lineage: Eukaryota; Viridiplantae; Streptophyta; Magnoliopsida; Amborellales; Amborellaceae. Gene Ontology annotation, cellular component: nucleus. Gene Ontology annotation, biological process: regulation of DNA-templated transcription.
GGGACAUGGUUGGUUUGACGUCCAAGCACCGGCACGCAGCAUUGAUCGCGGGGUAUUUGAGCCUAAGGUCAACAUUCCUCGCCUCAUACCGCCUUAUCAGCCGGACCCUUGUUCCCUUCUCUAUCUCUCUCUCCUCCUUUCACAAGCUUUCUCUCUCUUCCCCUCUCCUUAAAAAGAGAGAGAAACCAACUGAACUCUCCCUUUCUCUCUCUCUCUGAAAACUCAAGCUUUAUAUCUCACUUACAGGAAAACCCACUUUCACUUUUUGACGCCUUCUCUCUGGUUCGGGAGAAUUGCUUGAGGAAGACAACUCUCUGGUUUUAAUGGGUGCCUGGUUCUAUUGGGUUCCAUUUCAUUGAAUUAAGUGCAUUUACUCGCUCGAAACCUUGGACUUUGUGUGUUCAGGGCUCCUUCUCCUCUGUUUUAGUAAAACCCGUUAGCAAGCUCUGUGUUUGUCCCUCUUUUCCUCUCACCCCAUCUCUGUUUCUCUAUUCUCUUUCGCUUCCUGGGUGCCUCUCUUCGGCAUACUCUUGUUCUUCUUCAUGGAAAAGGACAAGUUCCUCAUCAAUGGCAGCCCCCCAUCACUGAAUUACAGACACCCCUCCUCUUCUUCACCUGACUGGAACUCAGCCACCAUGAGAAUGCAAGGUGUUCCUGCUUCUUCUUCCUCAGAGCCAUUGCCCUCAUCUUUCCUCAACAUUAAUUGGGAUAGCUCCAUUGACCAAAGCGUCCCUUUCCAUUCAGCUUUGAGCUCCAUUGUUUCCUCUCCCACCUCUGGUCCCUCAGUUCCAGGUGACAGUGUAGUUAUCAGAGAGUUAAUAGGAAGGCUCGGAAGCAUAUGCAACAAUGAGGAGAUUUCACCUCAAUCACAAGCUUUUAGCUCGAAUUGCUACAGUACCAACACUUCUUGUUAUAGCACUCCUCUGAAUUCUCCCCCUAAAAUCAAUCUUGGAGUGGAUCACCAGGCUAUGGGAUCCAUACCCAUUCCUCCAAAUUCUCUCUCUACACCUCAUAGCUUAGCCCAAUUCUCUACUGAUCCAGGAUUUGCAGAGCGGGCUGCGAGGUUCUCAUGUUUUGGUAGUAGGAAUUUCAGUGGAAUUGGGACCCAAUUUGGGUACCAAGAUAACGAGCACCCCUAUAACAGAGCAUUAGGCUUAGAGAAUGGUAAAUUGUCUAGAGUUAGCAGUAACCAAUCUCUCAGGAAUGGGGUUUCAAUGGGGGAGAGUAAGGAAUUUGAUGGGUCUGAAACUGAGUUGAAAAAUGGAGAGAGAAAGAUGGGCAGGUUAGUAUCGCCUGUCGUCUCUGAGGAAGUGAGGAACAGGAAUAAUGGGAGUUUUUGUAAUGAAUCUGAUGAUGCUGAGAUUAGUACUGGAAGAGAGGAAUCAUCAGCUUCUGAUCUGAUUACAGGUGUGGAGAAUGGAGCAAAGAACAUGAGUGAGACUACUGGUAGAAAGAGGAAGGCGAUCCCCAAGGGAAAACCCAAGGACCAGCCCUUGUCUCAGAAUGGGAAGGACAUCAAGAAUGCGGAAACUGAUGAAUCAAAAUCUAAGAGAAGCCGAGAUGGCAGCGCUGAAAAGGAAGAUGUAAAGCCAAAGACUGAACAGAAUGGUGGUUCGAGCUCUGGAGAUGGUGGGAAUAAGCAAACAAAGGAGACCCAAAAGCCUCCUGAACCACCUAAGCAGGAUUACAUCCAUGUUAGAGCAAGAAGGGGUCAGGCCACUGAUAGUCACAGCCUUGCUGAAAGGGUGAGAAGAGAAAAGAUCAGUGAGAGGAUGAAGUUUCUGCAAGAUCUUGUUCCUGGCUGCAAUAAGGUGACUGGGAAAGCAGUUAUGCUUGACGAGAUCAUAAACUAUGUACAAUCUUUGCAACGCCAGGUCGAAUUCCUUUCGAUGAAGCUUGCAACCGUAAAUCCCAGACUGGAUUUCAACAUGGAGGGGCUUCUCUCUAAGGAUAUGCUUCAAUCAAGAGGCGCUUCACCUCAUAUGGUGUACCCCUUGGAUAGCUCUUCAGUAUUUCAAUAUGGUCACCAGCAAAACCAUGGGCCUCUUCAGAGUGCCAUGUCUGCUGGAUCUCUGAACAUGCAGAUACCCGCUAUUGAUGGUUAUGCUGAUGCUGCAUCUCAGUUUUCAACCAUAUGGGAUGAUGAGCUCCAAAGUGUCGUUCAGAUGGGUUUCGGGCAGAACACAUUCUCAACUCAGAGCUUUCAUGGAUCUUCAACAUUGCCUGCAACGCACAUGAAAAUCGAGCUCUAAGGCUCUCUUCACCCCAUCUGCGAAUUUUAACAAGGAGCUCUGGUUCAAAAGGAGCCGUGCCUUCUGUAUAUAUAUGGAGAUCUUGGAGUAGAAAGCGAAUGGACCUCAAAAAUACUGAUCUAUCCAUGAGGUCCAAGCCAUCCUCCUGUUAGAGAUGUUUGCUUCGCUCUUCAGUGACCGAUUCUUUUCACGAUUUUUCAAUGUAAAAUCAUUAGACUAAUUUCAAACUGUGGUGCUAAGAAUAUAUGCCACCACAUGUAAGAUGUAAUAUUUUUAGAAAGGAAGAGGGCUUAGCUUCUCAUCCUUAUCGGACCCCGUAAUAUGUUGCUCUCUUUCAAGAUUAUUAUUAAUUCAUUGUGAUCUCGGUUAUUUGGCCUUAA